Molecule: messenger RNA, 2340 nt
Organism: Harpia harpyja (harpy eagle)
Lineage: Eukaryota; Metazoa; Chordata; Aves; Accipitriformes; Accipitridae
Gene: ST6GALNAC6
Product: ST6 N-acetylgalactosaminide alpha-2,6-sialyltransferase 6
Biological process (GO): ganglioside biosynthetic process; oligosaccharide metabolic process
Molecular function (GO): alpha-N-acetylgalactosaminide alpha-2,6-sialyltransferase activity
Source: RefSeq, a predicted model, not a curated record
GCAGCAGCAGCAGCGGCGGCGGCAUCGCGGCGCACUGCGGAGCGGAGCGGUCGGUGGACCCGGUGCUUUCCCUCCGGGCCCGUUUAGCCGAGCAGCGAUGUGACCCCCGGGGAGUCGCCAUGGCCGUGCUCGCCGGAGGGGCCUGGCAGCCCCCCGCAGCCCACGGGGCGGAGGAGGAGAGGACGGACCCCCCCGCGCCGCUCCCAGCCCGCUGCAGAUGAGAGCCCCCCGCCCAGGAGCAGCCGUGACUCACUAAUGAGGACUUUGAAAAAUAAAUUGAGUCAGUCCAUUUUUGUGAGCCCAGGUGCUCGCGGGACGCCGGCGAUCGCUGUGCGCUGAGGCCGGCACAAAGACAUGAGUGGCAGCACGAGCCAGCGCGCCGCCGCCCUGGGGGUCCUCUUUGCCCUGAUCAUGUUGCUGAUCAUCUACAGCUCCGGCAGCGGGAGCGAGGUCUUCCCCUACAGCCGCCUGCGGGGCAGAGCCCGCCGGCCCCCCGACCUCAAGAAGUGGGGGGUGAAAAGCGGGUACCUGCCCGUCUGCGGGAACAAGACCCUGACUGCCCGCUGCCACCAGUGUGUCAUCGUCACCAGCUCCAGCCACCUCCUGGGCACCCACCUGGGCACGGCCAUCGACGGGGCCGAGUGCACCAUCCGCAUGAACGACGCUCCCACCACCGGCUACGAGGUCGAUGUGGGCAAUAAGACCAGCUUCCGCGUGGUGGCCCACUCCAGCCUCUACCGUGUCCUCAAGCGGCCCCAGGAGUUCGUCAACAAGACCCCGGAGACCAUCUUCAUCUUCUGGGGGCCGCCCGCCAAGAUGCAGAAGAGCCUCCUGAAAAUCAUCCAGCGCGUCAGCGCCUCCUUCCCCAACAUGACGGCCUAUGUCGUCUCCCCCGGCCGCAUGAAGCAGUUUGAUGACCUGUUUCGGGGGGAGACAGGGAAGGACAGGGAGAAGUCACGCUCGUGGCUCAGCACCGGCUGGUUCACCAUGGUGAUCGCGGUGGAGCUGUGUGAUGCUGUCCACGUCUACGGCAUGGUGCCACCCAACUACUGCGGCCGCCGGCCCCCGCCCCGCCGCCUGCCCUACCACUACUACGAGCCGAAGGGCCCCGACGAGUGCACGACCUACAUCCACAACGAGCGGAGCCGCAAGGGCAACCACCAUCGCUUCAUCACCGAGAAGCGGGUCUUCGCCAGCUGGGCCGGCCUCUACAACAUCACCUUCUCCCACCCCACCUGGCCCUAGGGGCUGCCCCCCACCCCGAGCCGGGCAGACCCCUGGAGCUGGGAUGGAUGGGGGUUCCCCUGCAUCCCCCUGGGAGCGGGGAGCAGUGGGAGCCAGGCAUCGGAGUGCCUCCCACGGGACCACCGCCGUUGUGCACGGUGGCUCCUCGCACCUGGGAUGUGUUGGGGUUUGAGCUCUUUUUUGGGGGGGCCAGGUGGUGAGUGCAGGGUUUGGGGUGUCAUCCCCCCCGCCUUCCAUGGGCGGGAGGCGUGGGGGUGAGAUCCUUCCCGAUCCUGGUCCAGGGGCGUUGCAGCCCCUGCGAGCACAUGGGGUGGGGGGGGCCGGGUCCCCUCAGCUCAGUUGGGGGUUGCAUCACUUUUGGGGCCACUGCAGAGACUGUUUCUCCCAGCCUCCUGGGUGGGGGGACCCCUCUUGGGGCUCAGCUCCCCUCUGCCAUCCCCAGCACCCCGAUCCCGGUCCACAAGCAUCCUUCCCUCCGCAGAACCCUGCAGUGUUUUGUGGGACCCCAUGGGGGUGACACUACCACCCUCAGUUCCCCGGCACCCCAAAAACACCUGGCCCUUCCCAGCACUGCUGUGCCCCACACCCACACUGCCAGAACCUUUUCUAACUGACUGACGGGAUUUUGGGGGGUUUUUGGGGGCUUUUGGUUUUUUCCCCCCUGCUUCUGGUCCUGGGGUUUGUAUUUGGGUUCCCCGGCCAAAGGAGCGAGCGGGGGCUGCUCGUUAGUGGUAACGAAGGGGCCAGCAGCAGCCUGUGACUGGGUCCUCAUCAUUUAUUAACCGCUUAUAAACUAUUUAGAAGCGGGCAUGUAGCGGGGGGGUUGGCAGUGCUCCUCAGCACCCUGCGGCUGGGGGGUGGAUUUUGUUAUUAAUUUCUCAGCAGCGGAGAAGUGGGUUUGGGGAAAACAGCUAAAUACGGUGUGUUUGGGUGCUGAGCCCCGGCAGGGCUCAGUGCCUCAGUUUCCCUCAGGCUGUGGCCCGUCCCCAUUGCGGCUGGGGCUUUGGGGACUCGGUGCCAGAGGAAGCCAAAGGGCACCCACAUUUUGUAAUGGUUUGUACAGGAAUAAAUAUUGCUGCAGUCUGUUGCCUUGGG